AUGGCUUCUUCCGACGCUGAAGCGGCCGUUCAGCCAGCUUCACGAACGACAUCUUCCUUCAUUGAAUUUCCAUUUCAUGACGAUUUGUUUCCUCAGUUGCACCAACAAUUGAACAACAACAACAACAACAACCUCCAACUCCUCCAAAUCAAUAACAACAGCAGCAGCAGCAGCAGCAGCAAGAAUGAGGCUCAUCCACUUCAUAUACAUCAUCAGAAACCCGCCGAGUUGCACGCGCCAUACCUCCAGCGGUACCUGCAUCAUCCACCGGUUUUGGCGCCCUUUGAACAAGACGAUCAUUUCCGCAACAGCCACUUUGAGCAGGACGUAGUCUACUGUGAGCGGCCACAACUCGUUUCUCAAGGACUGCAGCUGUGCUCUUUUUCCAACCCUCAACAACCGAUAUUGGCCGACAUAUUAACGGGCGACAUCCCGGGACAAUUUCAACAGUCGACCAAGUUUGUUCCAGUGGUCUCUUGUCCUUGCCAGAUAGGCGAAAACUAUUAUUAUGAAAGCAAGGACUACUACGACGAGGAAAGCAUCACCGGCAGAAGCCUUAUCGCCCAGCGCCCAACUGAAAUACCCCAUGAGAAUACGAGCACAUACAACGGCAUAAACCUCGUUCCCGACCAGUCAUUUCUCACAAUCACCUCCAAUUGCAUCCCGGAAGACUUGGUCCAGUUGUUCCAAGAGUAUGGAAGCAUCAGCGAGCACAACAACAACAACAGUAUACCUCCAAACGCGGGCCUCGACCGCGCUCCGAGAGACUGCAUGCAAUGCAACGGCUCUUACGACGUGGGCAGCGAGUAUGACCUAAUCCACUCUCAGGGAAGGUUUGAAAGUCGACAAGGCAGCCGCGCAGACGCUUCGGACGCUAUGGCGCCUGAAACCGGAACCAAUGCUGCCUUGUCUUCCUUUCCAAACUAUCUCAAGUUCAAUCCACACUUGGCCAACGCACCUGGACACGAGCAAAUUGUCGGUGAGGAGCCCACUAGUGAAAGCCCACAUGGCGACAUCCACAGUCCCAGGGGCUCAAUGGACUUGACCCACGAUCAAGUCAUUGAGUUGUUUGAAGAAACGUGCAAGGAAAUCGAUGAAUGGAAAUCCAAGAGUCAAACGACGUCGAUGAAAAAGGGCAGCGACAAUGAAGUCAAAAUUGGUGUCACCCGCGCCGAUGAGGAAAGUGAGACGCUCGACGAUGAAGACGACGACGAUGACGACGACGAUGGUCGUAGUGGUCGUGGCAAUGGUGAUGGUAAUGGUAUUGGUGAUAAUGAUAAUGAUAAUGACAAUUAUGAACAAGAUCCUAAUUAUGAAAACAAUUUCUAUGCAAAAGGUGCUGCGGAUUAUGACGAUGACGGCGACGACGAUGAUGGAGAAGGAGGAGAAACUGGCGGUGCAAGGGCUUUGAGAAGCAGCAACAGGCUAAAGUUGAAGACAGAUUUUGACCCCUUGAUUUCCAGCAACUCGCCCUUGGUCCAUCCCGAGCUAGAUGCAGCCUACUUGAUGAACAUCGUCGAUGAGUGGAAAAAGAUGGAGUUGAACCAGCACCAGGGCGAGCGGUCCCUCGAAGACGAAAACAUAAAGGAUCCAAACCUCACCUCCAUGUUAACAGCGUCGGCGUUGAUGAGCUCUGCCAAGAGAUCUUCGUCUGUCAGUUCAUUGAAAUCCGAUACGCAACUGCAUUUGUCGUUUAACCAAACCCCUUCAAACUUAAUCUCCACGUUGAGCUCGCCUUUGGAAAAGUCAAACAACUCGUCGGGCCUUUCGACGCCAGCUAGGAAACGGAAGACGGAUGCGCCUUCGAAGCACUCGGCGGUGCAGCGCAAAAAAGCCAAGAGCGAGUCCACUUCUUUCAACAACAACUUCAACAAGAUCUUUUUCGAAACGACAAACGUCGAGCUCGCGCUGCUUGACAUUGAGUCCACCCCGGACUGGGACUAUUCGGCCACCCUCCCUAUAACAUCGACGAAUGUGCCCGACGCUCGAAACUGCUCGCAGUUGCUGAAGAAAUUGAUUCGUCCGUUAUUUAAUUCCGAGACAUGCCAGGUGAGAAGAACCAUGUACUUGCGUGACAACUUGGCCGAGGUUUUCGUCAAACAUUUCGAAAAGACCUACGACUUGUCGCCAAACUCCAACUUCAAAAAAACUGCGUAUGAGUCGCAGUAUAUAUUGACAAAAUUGGAUAGACUUGGCAAGCCAGAUAACGCAACACGUGCCGGACUUUGCCCCUACUGCGAGUCGAUUGAGUUUUUUGGAUUGAAAAACUCGUCUUAUGGCAACCACUUGGCCUAUAAGCAUGGAAUAUUGACCAACGGCAGGGCCGUGCCCGAUCCAAAGUACCACGGCUUGUACAAGUUCAAAAAGGGCGAGUACGACGAACCGGAAAAGAAGAGACGCAAGACCAAUGCCCACAUUUUGGAGCGCGAGGGUGUCUUGUGCACCAGUUGCUGGCAAAUAUUGGAAGUCAACUGCACCUCAAGGUCUUCAGUUCUAGGUCAUUACCUUCGUCAUUUCAGGGACUCUCACGUUGGAUACAAAAAGGAUAACUCAAGGUAUCAGUAUGAGGACAUGAACCAGUUUGACUACGCGCCGGACACAGAUGAAACGGACGAGAAUGGAACGCCCAUUUCACUGGCUAGAACGGCCGAUGCCAUCAUUCUGGCGUUCAUCAGCAAAUGGAAUCCUUAG
Molecule: messenger RNA, 2691 nt
Organism: Lodderomyces beijingensis
Lineage: Eukaryota; Fungi; Ascomycota; Pichiomycetes; Serinales; Debaryomycetaceae
Source: the annotation of a GenBank genome assembly